AGUUGGCAACACUGUUUCUCACAUACAUUAAGCCCCAGACUCAAAGCAUGAAGGACCAAAGCGUCAUGCUGGCAGAACAGAGAGUGAUGUACCCUAAAGAAAUACUUGAUCCAGUCAGUCAGGAUGGAGCUAUAUCCUUCACAGAAGAAGCUGUUUCCAUAUUAAUGUCCAGCAGCAUGCUAGCCCGCUCCUUUCUUAUCCAUCCCAGAGUUCUGAAACACCAAGAAAGCUCUGAGACUGACAGCCAUAUCGCAAUGUGUCGCAAACGUGAGUCUAUGCUUCCUGAUAAAAAAGACAAAGGUUAUUGGGACAAGCGCAAAAAGAACAACGAAGCUGCCAGGCGUUCACGUGAGAAACGCCGCAUCAACGACAAGGCGGUAGAAAACAAUGUUCUGGCUCUUCUUGAAGACAAUGCACGUCUGAAAGCUGAGCUACUGGCACUUAAGUUCAAAUUCGGUUUGAUCAAAGAUCCCACAGAUUCACCAGCACAGACCUGCUCCUUUGGUUCACAUAACCAAACAUUUCCAGCAAUACGCUACAACUGACCCAAUACAAACUCUCAACCUACUUUUGGUCAUCUGUUGUCGAUCUCGGAUCAUGGUGGUCCAGAUGGGGUGCA
Messenger RNA from Sinocyclocheilus anshuiensis, 619 nucleotides. Its product is annotated as nuclear factor interleukin-3-regulated protein-like. Gene Ontology annotation, molecular function: DNA binding; DNA-binding transcription factor activity. Gene Ontology annotation, biological process: circadian rhythm; regulation of DNA-templated transcription. Bases 48 to 545 code for a protein of 165 amino acids. Lineage: Eukaryota; Metazoa; Chordata; Actinopteri; Cypriniformes; Cyprinidae. The transcript has a single exon. The record is from RefSeq and is a predicted model, not a curated record. Gene Ontology annotation, cellular component: nucleus.